CAGCGGCGCUUCCCCCGCCCCUCUGCGCAGGCGGGCACGGCCCGGGUUCGUGUCCCGCGGCGGAGCGGCCCGGAGAUGAGGAUGGAGGCGGGGGGGCUGCAGGAGGCCGCGGAGGGAAUGGCGCAGCCGGCUGCAGACAGCGAGCCCGAAGUGUUUGAGGCAGUGCUGCCAAUCACCGUUUUUGUGCUGAGCGAUGAGGAUUUUCUCCAGGAUGAUAAGGACCAGGAAGUGCCCAUUCCCGAGGUGGAGCAGGAGUUUAAAUUAAACAACAGCCUUUGCAUAAAAAAUGAAGCGGAGCCUUCAAACGACAGUAGCAGUGGAGGCAAUUGGGACGCGAACAAGAUUGUCUCAGAUGAAGAUAAUUGUGUUACGUACUCUGAGGAUAAAUGGUUAGCUGAGAGUGUGUGUAACGCAUCAAAACUAUCUUUAAGUGAUGGAUGUGGUGCAGACGUGGAUAAAUAUGGUCAAAAUUGCAUGUUACCUACAUUGUCUUGCAAAACAGAGCUUCCAGAAAUAAUAAAAUACAGUGAUGGAGAAGAUUGUGGUGAUAAUGGUGGCUUUCAGAAGAUUCCUCCUCUCCUCUCCUCUGCUGACAGUGACAGAGCUGACACUUUUGAGACAUUGGUGGUGGUACCCAAACAUGAAGAAGAACCUGUCAGUAUUGCAGGGCUUCUUUUUGAUGGCAGUCCAGAGAACCAACCAGAAAUCCACAAGGAACUGGAGAUAAUCGUUAAAAUGGAAGAUCCUGAUUUCUCAAAGAAUGGAGAUAAUGAAAUUGAUUACCUGAAAAUAAGCAAAUUUGAAGAUGAAACUCUGAAUUCUCUUUUGGAGCAUGGCUUGAAAGAAGAAGAGAAAUUUACCUAUAAUUGUUCUGAUCCAUUUCUUAAUGGAGGUUCUCCUACUUUUGAGGAACAUUCAGAGGAUGUAGGAAAACCUGACAUGAAUGCUUCCACUUCUGCUGAAUCAAAUACUACUGGAGAGCAUAUUUACAGGACGUUACCACCAGUCCCUAAGAGAAAAUACCAACAACAAAAAGUUGUUUCUUCUCAUGCAAGCCCAGAAGAGUUCCAGAGCAAGCAAGAAGGUUUAAAGUGGCUGAAUGAUAGUGUGACCAUCACACCUCUUCCUAAAACAUCUUGUUUUACAAAAGAGAAUGAAAGAUUGAGUUUCAAGUGCAGGUUUUGUAGUUCUGUGUAUAAAUGCAGUGCACACCUGAAAAAACAUAUUUAUUCAGCUCAUAAAGAUAAGAAAAUACAUAAAUGCUGCUUUUGUAAAAAAACUUUUUUCUUUUCUUUCAAUCUCAAGAAUCACCUUAAAUUUCAUAAGAAGAUUGCUAGGUUGCAAAAGGCAAGAAAAAAUAGAAUUAGUGCGAGAAAAGGGAGGCAAAAAGGAUCUGAAGACGGAGAAUCUGAGACUAAGAAAAAAGAAAGUAAAUACCAUAAAUUUUUCAUUAAAAUUGACAGGGACUUUACAUCUCUGGAUGCGCCAGUUAGAUUUUCCUGCAGAAUUUGCUUCUUUGCUUCAUCAAAUCCUAGGAGUUUUAUUCAUCACAUGAAGGGACACAAGGAAAGACCACCUUACCAGUGCCCUCAGUGUGAUUACUCCUGCAGCAGCUUGUCCUACCUGUUAAAUCACAUGUACUGGCAUGCUGGCUAUAAGCUCUACCAGUGCAGGUUCUGCACCUUUUUUUCACUGUAUUUUGCAAGUAUGGUGAGGCAUAGCCAUGUCCAUACACAGGAUAAACCAUAUUCCUGUGAGCUGUGCCAGGCAGCAUUCACCAGCACCUCAGGGUUGGAGAGACACAGGAGGAUACACGCAGGGACAGAAACGUGCCAAGGACAGCAACCCGACUGCCUGAGUGGGAGAAAGAGAACUGAAAAACCUCCAAAGAAUUACACAUGUGAAGAAUGUAACCUGGUGUUCUACACUAAAGGACAUCUCAGCUUUCACAAGAAAUUUCAUGAACAAUUAAAGGUUAAUGGUUCUAUGAGUCAGAGCAAUAAGUACUGUAACAGCAAAAUACACAAAACUGAUGGUGAUUCUCAGGGCCAUGUUUCUCACUCUCUUUUUGGUAGAGAAAAUGAUUGUCUGGGUAAGGGAAUCAUGGCUUCAGAAGUAGAGUUUGAGCAAGCAGAUGGUGUGUGGGACAAUGAAAAAAUACGCCCUGGAAAGAAAUUUCUUGAAAACAGCCAAGGAGGCAACAGCCUGGGUGUUACUGGAAAUAGAUCAGAAGUUCCUCAGACCUCUUACCAAAUGGACACGAUCACUUAUAGAGAGGAGCCUUUCUUCAAAUCAGAGGCCUCUCUUUCACGAGUGCAAGAGGAUGCUUCAUUUCAUAACUUUGUGGAAAACUUGGAGGAUACGUGUGCUUCCAAUUUAAAUACAUUCCAAACAUAUAGAUGCCAGCACUGCAGUUAUGUUACUGAUGUUCCUAACAACUUCAGGCUGCACCUAAAGGUACAUACAGAUGAAAGACCAUUCGUGUGUAAAGAGUGCAAUGAGGCAUUUAAAACAUCAAACCAUUUGCAAAAACACAGCCUUCUUCAUGUGAAAAAUGGACAGGAGUUUGGAAGUUUCCACUUUGUAGAGAGGUGUUUGGAGAAUCUUGAAUUGCAUCGUGAAAUCAAUGGAGGCACAUACCCAGAAAGGGAUGGUUUGGGUUUCUGCAAAAGCAUAAACAGCUCCUUGCUUGGUUCAGAAGUCUGUGGAGUUCCACAAGGUGUUCAAAGGGGCCCAGUAAAUGAUGUGCAAACACAAAGUCAACCACUGUUAUAUCAGUGUACAGAAUGCAGCUACGCUACUGGCUUUUUGAACAACCUGGAACUCCACAUCAGAACUCACACAGGUGAGAAGCCCUACAGCUGCAGCGUUUGUCAGAAGAAGUUCCGUACUUCCAGUCACCUGAAAAGGCACAGUCUCACCCAUUUGACCAUGGGCCAUUUCAAGUGCAUGGGCUGUGACUACUCAACCGGCAAAUGGCUGUCCUUGAAGCAGCAUCUGGCUUCACACACCGGGGAGGGAACCUCCUCUCCUGGCUGCCUCUACGAGCACAAGGAGCUGCCUGUCAAGACGUACAGGUGCGAAGAGUGUGGCUAUUGCACAGCCCACAAUGGGAACUUGAAGCUCCACAUGAGGAUCCACACGGGGGAGAAGCCAUUCCAGUGCGGGCAGUGCUCCCUGGCUUUCCGCACCUCCAGCCACCUCAAGCGCCACUUGCUGACUCACCUCAAGCUGCACUGCAGGAGGUGCAGGUAUUCCACAACGGAUAAACAUGCUUUCCAAAAGCAUAUAAAAAUGCACAAAAAGAAGUACAAGUGUGCAAACUGUAAUGUGGUGCUGCCCACCAGAAAAAUUCUGGAGAAGCAUAAGCAGCAGCACAAGCAGCAGCACGAGCCUGGAGUGUGAGGUUGAGAAUUGGAAAUUGGUGCUUGGUUUUAGACAGGUUUGAAUGUCUUAGAUUUUUUCAUGGCUUUAUGUUCCUUUGCUGUGUGCAGAGCAAUGCCUGGUAAUGGAUGCAUCCAGCAUUUUGUUUGAGAGAGUGAAAUUUGGGGUACUGAUCUGCUGCAGGUGUUUCUGAGAACAUCAGUUCUAGCACAGGCUGUGCUGAAGAUCUUGGAGACACUUUUUCAUCCCUGAGUAACUGCUUCAGUAGAGGUCAGUUAUUUUGGCCAGUGUUCAUCUGUGUUUAAACAGCUAUUCUGCACCACCUAUUUUCUUGUAAAAAAUAUAGCAAGAAAAAAAAUCUCUAUUGUAACUGAAAGAAUGUCUAAAGGGAGGGGAGGAAGGGAAUGUUAUAUUUUAUAGUAAUAACUUUUAAUAUAAAAAUUACCAGUGUAUUUGGAGGCUUAAUGCUACCUCCCAUCUGCUGAAACUUGCCUCCUUUACUCCCAGGUGCUUUUGCAAUACUUGUAAGAGGGAGGAAAAAAAUAGUACCUCGCUGCAUUAGGGAAACAAAACAUGCAAGUCAUCACGGGGUAAUUGUGACAUGAAAAUGUUUUCCGUGUGUCUGUAUGUGUAAGAUGUUUAUUAAGCUGUUACCUUGUCUGCAGUUUUGGUAAUUUUUUGAGUAGUCCGACAGAAAUGGUAAUGUGUCCAGAAACACAUAUUUUAUGAUACUGGGAAUCUUUAAUCUUCAGUUUUAUGUGAAUGUUCAGUGUUAAUCUAGUAUGAAAUGCCUUACCUUUUCUCAGGUUGGUAGUUAUUGUGUUGUUUAUUUACUUCUGUUAAUAUGAAAAGUUGCUGAUAAUUGUGAAUGCUAUUUAGUUAAAAUGAAAACCCUAGCAGUACCUGAACCUGUUAAAUUUAUUUUAAGAACUUUACUCUUGGUCUAAAAUACUCCAUGGUGUGUAAGAACCAUUGUACUAUGCAGCAGUUGGUGCAGGGCAUGGUGAACCCAGAUGAUGCUGCUUCCAAUUUAUAUUCAAAUCUAGACAAAUCUUCGGAGUUGUGCAGUGCCAGCAACUGUUGAAUGUGGUAAGUGGUUUUAGGAUAACAGUGUGUUAUCCUCUUAUGUGAGGAAAGACAACAGCAAAGGACUAGUGCAAACUGUCCCAAUGCUACAGCUCAGUCCAUGGAGCAGCAGAACGAACUUGUGGUUUAAUUUAGAGAAUGUAAAUGUGGAACUCAGUGCUUUUUUUUUUUCUGCUCCUGGAUGUGUGCCUUUCUGUGGAAAUACAGAUAAUGCCUUGUAGAGGCUUUCUGGUAACGUAGGAGACAGGCUGAGAAGGGCUGCCCAGAGGGGUAGUGGAGUUCCCCUCCUUCUUUCAGGUAUUUAAAAGUCAUCUGGAUGUAAUCCUGGACAGCUGGCUCUGGGUGGCCCUGCCUGAGCAGGGCCUUGUCUUCAAGAACUCUUGCAGCCAUUCUGCGAUUUGGAAGACAGUUUUCCAAUAAUGGAUUGAAACUCAUGGACAGAUGCACAUUUUAAGGCCAGAUCAGCAAAGAUAUUCAAGUGAUCCAGUUCUUUGCAGCUUCAAUAACAUCAGACAAGUAUCUGUGCCUGAACUGUGGUGGUUACAGAUGAGUGAUUUAGACCUUGGAACCACCUAAUCCAGUUGUGAGAAAGAAGAAUGUUAUGCUGUAUGAAGAAAGGAAAGAACUUCUUUCUUUUAUAUAAGUAUUUUAGGAAAUAUUUCUUAAUAUUCCUUGGAAAUACUAAUGGUUACUCAAGCUUGGAUGAAUUUUUACCUGCAUUACAUAACAAUUCUGAUAAUUUAUUUGAAAAGAACAGGUACAAAGAGAAAACCAAAAUACUGAUGGAAUUGUAACCUUUAUAUCAGAUGAGGCUAGGAAGGCUAAAUCUGAUAGAGCACAGUUGUUUAAAAGUAUGCUUUACAACAAUAAUGAAGAGAGCCUGGUUUAGGGGGGUAAAUUAACUACAGUAAAGUUUUAAAGAGUUUGUAAGUAUAAAUUUCUUCAAGUUAUAAGUAAGAACAAGAAGGUAUUUUCUGUUGGAGAUUGAUGAUUUUGUAAAAAUAAUUAGUCCUAGUCUCUACUAACAAAAAUAAAUAGUUCAAGAAUUCCUGACGUUGCUUUCUGUUCCUUAUGCACUGCACUGGAUUUUUGGGAUUUCAGAGGUAUUCUCAGUCUGCUAAGUCAGUGAAAUUUAAAGGUUGAGGCAUAUUCAGUUUCAGAUAAGAUGUGGACUGUUGUUGGGUUUUUGUUUUUUUUGGUAGCUAGAAGUGUAAUAUUUUUUAUUCGUGUAGUUUAAACAAAAAUCAAAUCUAUAAAGUUUCCCAUUUGAACCAAAAAGCUUAAUAAUUUUCUCCAUGAAAAUAUCCUGAAUUUGGACAAAAUGGAAAUGUAACAAGACAAAUUGAGCAAAAGGCCUUUUUUACCUGCUGUACAUCUGCUAAUUAAAUGAAUAUAAGUUAAAUUGGAGGUGAUGUAAAUGAACAAUAGUAACUCAGA
Messenger RNA from Poecile atricapillus (Black-capped chickadee), 5907 nucleotides. Its product is annotated as zinc finger protein 665-like. Gene Ontology annotation, biological process: regulation of gene expression. The transcript has 3 exons. Lineage: Eukaryota; Metazoa; Chordata; Aves; Passeriformes; Paridae. The record is from RefSeq and is a predicted model, not a curated record. The coding region runs from base 76 to 3405 and encodes 1109 amino acids. Gene Ontology annotation, cellular component: nucleus.